CCUAAGCACUUGUAAAUGUCCAGAAACCAUGAACCAGUGACUUCCUUGGUCCAGGAGCCAGCUUCCCAAGUCCCGCGCGAAGUUGUACCACUUUCUGGCGAGCAUCGCGCAGCGCCAGUGUCGGAGGAGAGGGCUGCAGGGAUGAUGACUGUUUCCAGCAAACUGCGCUUUCUGCUGAUGCAGCAGCUGAGAGGUACUACCCAGCUGUACGGCAACGUCAGCCUUCGCUCUCUGAGCUCUUCUGCACAAGAGGCCCUCAAAAGAGCCCCUGAGGUAUCUUCAGACCACAAUUAUGAAUCGAUUCAAGUGACAUCGGCCCAGAAGCAUGUUCUCCACGUACAGCUAAGCCGGCCAGAGAAGAGGAAUGCCAUGAACAGGGCUUUCUGGAGGGAGUUGGUGGAAUGCUUCCAGAAGAUAUCAGAAGACUCCGACUGUCGGGCUGUUGUAAUCUCUGGUGCAGGAAAGAUGUUCACUUCAGGGAUUGACAUCAUAGACAUGGCAAGCCUCCUGCAGCCCCCAGGAGAUGAUGUGGCGCGCAUGGCCUGGUACCUCCGUGACCUCAUCAGCAAAUACCAGAAGACCUUCACUGUCAUUGAGAAGUGCCCCAAGCCAGUGAUUGCUGCCAUUCACGGAGGCUGCGUUGGUGCAGGUGUGGACCUCAUCUCUGCCUGUGACAUUCGCUACUGUGCCCAGGAUGCUUUCUUCCAGGUCAAGGAGGUGGAUAUCGGUCUGGCUGCCGAUGUGGGAACCCUGCAGCGACUGCCCAAGGUCAUCGGGAACCAGAGCCUGGUCAAUGAGCUGACCUUCACCGCCCGGAAGAUGAUGGCUGACGAGGCCCUGGACAGUGGACUGGUCAGCCGCGUGUUCCCAGAUAAGGACGUCAUGUUGAAUGCAGCCUUUGCCCUGGCGGCUGAGAUUUCCAGCAAGAGCCCCGUGGCUGUGCAGGGGUCAAAAAUCAACCUAAUCUACUCCCGAGACCAUUCUGUGGACGAGAGCCUUGACUACAUGACUCUGCCCUACAAGAGGCCCAUUCCAGGUGGCCUCAAUGUUGGAAUGUCCGUUUACGUCCAAGGAGUAGCCAAAGAGAACAUGAAACGGUUCCGAGUGGACUUCACGGUGGGGCAGGAUGAGGGGGCAGACAUCGCCUUCCACUUCAAUCCCCGCUUUGACGGCUGGGACAAGGUGGUCUUCAACACGAAGCAGAACGGACAAUGGGGCAAAGAGGAGAAGAAGAUGAGCAUGCCUUUCUCGAAGGGCAGCCACUUCGAGCUGGUGUUCAUGGUCAUGUCUGACUACUACAAGGUCGUGGUAAAUGGAAAUCCCUUCUAUGAAUAUAGGCACCGGCUGCCGCUACAGAUGGUCAACCAUCUGCAUGUGGAUGGAGACUUGGAACUUCAGUCAAUCAACUUCCUUGGAGGCCAAUCUGCCCCAGCCCCGUAUCCGGGACAUAUGGCUAGUUCACCUCACCCUGGUCCUGGGUACUACCCUCCACAGAUGAACAGCCUGCCUGUCAUGGCAGGACCCCCAACCUUCAAUCCGCCUGUGCCAUACGUGGGGACUCUACAUGGGGGGCUUAUAGCCCGAAGAACCAUCAUAGUCAAGGGCUAUAUACUUCCCACAGCCAAGAACUUUAUCAUCAACUUCAAGGUGGGGUCGUCAGGGGACAUAGCUCUCCACAUCAACCCUCGCAUGGGUGAGGGCGUGGUUCGCAACAGCUUUAUGAACGGCUCCUGGGGCUCUGAGGAGAGGAAGAUCGGCUACAACCCAUUUGGCCCUGGGCAGUUCUUUGAUCUGUCAAUCCGCUGCGGCACGGAUCGGUUCAAAGUGUUCGCCAACGGCCAGCACCUUUUUGACUACUCGCAUCGGUUCCAAGCGUUCCAGAGGAUAGACAUGCUGGAGAUCAAAGGUGACAUCACCUUGUCCUAUGUCCAGAUCUGAGCUCCUCCUGGGGAAGACGAGAGACCCCCUAGUUCUGUCUAAGCCCUAAUAAAAUGUCUAAGGGG
Molecule: messenger RNA, 2003 nt
Organism: Peromyscus californicus insignis
Lineage: Eukaryota; Metazoa; Chordata; Mammalia; Rodentia; Cricetidae
Product: delta(3,5)-Delta(2,4)-dienoyl-CoA isomerase, mitochondrial
Exons: 19
Coding region: 16-1938 (640 amino acids)
Cellular component (GO): mitochondrion
Molecular function (GO): carbohydrate binding; delta(3,5)-delta(2,4)-dienoyl-CoA isomerase activity
Source: RefSeq, a predicted model, not a curated record